Mytilus californianus (California mussel) is the source of this 1589-nucleotide messenger RNA. Its product is annotated as isocitrate dehydrogenase [NAD] subunit gamma, mitochondrial-like. Gene Ontology annotation, biological process: tricarboxylic acid cycle; isocitrate metabolic process. Gene Ontology annotation, molecular function: magnesium ion binding; NAD binding; oxidoreductase activity, acting on the CH-OH group of donors, NAD or NADP as acceptor. Gene Ontology annotation, cellular component: mitochondrion. The transcript has 14 exons. Bases 45 to 1241 code for a protein of 398 amino acids. The record is from RefSeq and is a predicted model, not a curated record. Lineage: Eukaryota; Metazoa; Mollusca; Bivalvia; Mytilida; Mytilidae.
GGUCAUUUAUUCACUUCCGGCUGAUUUUUUUCUGAAGUAUAGUAAUGCAGCGGACACUUGCAAAAAGCCUGCCAAGGCUGUUAAAUUUGUCAAAAAUAGAUACCACUAAAUGUUCGAUUUUUGGAACACAAGUUGUCAACUACUCACAGAAGCAAACAGAACCAAAGUACUUAUCACGAUAUGGUGGAAGGAAUACAGUAACACUUUUAACAGGGGAUGGAGUAGGCCCAGAACUAAUGUCUUACGUACAGGAAGUCUUUAGGCAUGCUGGUGCUCCAAUUGAUUUUGAAGAAGUAGAGAUUAAUGCAACAACAAAAGAUCCUGAAACAAUGAGAGGGGCCCUGUUAUCUGUUCAGAGAAAUGGUGUCGCUAUUAAAGGAAAUAUAGAAACAAAGUUUGAUGAUCCCAGUUUCAAAUCAAUGAAUGUUGAAUUAAGAACACAGUUGAAUUUAUUUGCAAGUGUUGUAUGGUGUAGAUCUAUACCUGCUGUGAAAACUAGACAUAAUAACAUAGAUCUGAUUCUGAUUAGAGAGAACACAGAAGGAGAAUACACAAACUUAGAACAUGAGAAUGUCCCAGGAGUGGUAGAAAGUUUGAAAAUAAUCACAUCAGAAAAGUCAACAAAAAUAGCCAAAUAUGCUUUUGAUUUUGCUAAAAGACACGGACGAAAGAAAGUUACAGCUAUUCAUAAGGCUAAUAUAAUGAAACUUGGAGACGGUUUAUUUUUAGAAAGCUGCAGAAAAGUUGCUUGUUUAUAUCCAGAUAUAGAGUUUAAUGAUAUGAUCAUAGAUAAUGCUAGUAUGCAGAUGGUAUCUAGACCCCAGCAAUUUGAUGUGUUAGUGAUGCCUAAUUUAUAUGGUAAUAUCCUGAGUAACAUAGCAGCAGGUUUAGUUGGUGGACCAGGAGUUGUGCCGGGUAUGAAUCUGGGUGAAGACUAUGCAGUAUUUGAAUUAGGAACAAGGAAUUCAGGAAGAUCUUUGAAAGGAAAGAACAUAGCCAAUCCAUCAGGGUUGUUACUAGCAGCAUGUGACAUGUUAGAUUAUUUAGGACAAUAUGAACAUGCAACUUUGAUAAGAGACUCUGUUAUGGAUGUUUUAUGUGAAAAGAAGAUCCAUACACCAGACUUGGGAGGACAGGCAACAACACUAGAGGUUGUACAGGCUAUUGUAGAUGAUAUCAAACCUAAAGCUAGAAGUUGGAGUGAAAAUGUAGCAAAAAAUUUAUACAGUACAAAACCAUGACAACGGUCAUAUUGGAAACUGAUGAAAUGAAUCUCUUGAUCUUUUAUCUUCAAUUUACUGGACUGUGAUAUAGUAAUAACUGUUUAAAGUUGGAAUGUUUAUAUUGGAUUUUCCUGUAUAAAACCCAGAUUUUCAAGAUACAACAGAUGGAGGUCAAUUACUUUAAGCAAUCAAUUUAAUUCAUUAUCUUCAAGAUUCAUUAUGUGAAAUCCUCUUGAUCAGAAGAAAAAGUCAGUUCAUAAAUAAGACCUUUUCAAAUUGUAGUAUUAUUUGUAUUUUAACUGUAGUUUUAUUGUAUACACAGAUUAGCAAUAUUGUUUCAUUAUUUAUUAAAUUGUUGUGUCAAAA